This is a messenger RNA of Cucurbita pepo subsp. pepo (vegetable marrow), 1320 nucleotides long. RefSeq lists its product as uncharacterized. Gene Ontology annotation, cellular component: clathrin vesicle coat; membrane. The record is from RefSeq and is a predicted model, not a curated record. Lineage: Eukaryota; Viridiplantae; Streptophyta; Magnoliopsida; Cucurbitales; Cucurbitaceae. Gene Ontology annotation, biological process: endocytosis.
UGUUUCUUUCUUUCUUUCUUUCCUUCUUUCGUUCUGAUGUCUUCUGCUCACCUUGAUAGUUAAUUCCUCAAUAAAUUCAAUUCCUUUGGCUUUGGGGAUCCCAUUUUCCCCAAUUCCAUCUCUGUAAAUCCUCAACCUUUCUUCUCAAUCGAUCUCACAUUCUUGCAAUUUCACGAUGUCGUUUGAGGAGGACGAGGAGACCUUCGAGCACACUCUCCUUGUCGUUCGCGAGGUAUCCGUUUACAAAAUCCCUCCUCGAACCACAUCCGGCGGCUACAAGUGCGGCGAGUGGCUCCAAUCCGAUAAGAUCUGGUCCGGCCGCCUGAGGGUUGUGUCCUGUAAGGACCGAUGUGAGAUCCGGUUGGAAGAUCCCAACUCCGGUGAACUCUUCGCUGCUUGUUUUAUUAAUCCUGGUCAGCGAGACAACUCCGUCGAGACCGUUCUUGACUCUUCUCGAUACUUCGUUUUGAAGAUCGAGGAUGGACGGGGUAAGCACGCUUUCGUAGGGUUAGGUUUUGCCGAGCGAAAUGAAGCUUUUGAUUUCAAUGUCGCAUUGUCCGACCAUGAGAAGUACGUCAGGAGGGAUCAUGAGAAGGAUCCCAGUACUGGCAGCGAUGUCAAUGAAGAGAGCCAAAUUGAUAUUCAUCCUGCUGUCAAUCACAGACUGAAGGAAGGUGAAACAAUUCGAAUCAAUGUGAAGCACAAACCAUCGGGUGGAACUGGUAUGCUAUCAGCUGCUGGCAUGUCAGGGUUUGGUACUGGAAAGCCAAAAGCAUUGAGUCUUGCUCCACCACCAACUGGAGCUGUGAAAAUCAGGUCUCCUCUUCCACCCCCUCCAAAUGACCCUGCUGCUCGAAAGCUAUCUGCCAGCGCAUGCCGCGAUGUUGGUCACGAGGGAAAAAAGGACAAUGUAAGGCAUGCAGCCGAUCCAUUAUCAGAUCUUUCCCAACUUGAGAAAACUCUUCCUUCUGCUCCAGGUUCAACAAAGGCAGCAGCAUCAGGAUGGGCAGCAUUCUGAUCAAUGUAAGCUGGUGUUUGAUAUCAAAAGAUCUUAGUUUGAUGUUUUUUCUGGAGGUUUCGUAAUCUUCAUUUUUUGUUCAUCUUGGGGGUGAAAGGGGAAGAAAAAGGUGAAAGGGGAGUUAUAAGUGAUAAUACCAUAUACCAUCUUUUGGAAAAUAAUCUUGGAAUAUAUAUGUAUACUUCUCCAGUUAUUUUCCCUACCUAAUGGAGAUAUUUAUCUCGAGUUGUCUCUGUAUCCCAUUUCAAUCCAUUGCCUUCGAUUUCUGUUUCUAAUUGUAUUGAUUCCAUUUUGUAAUUCUA